This is a messenger RNA of Paramuricea clavata, 5184 nucleotides long. NCBI's taxonomy places the organism in Eukaryota, Metazoa, Cnidaria, Anthozoa, Malacalcyonacea, Plexauridae. The record is from the annotation of a GenBank genome assembly.
GUCUCCAUAGCAACCGUUUGGCGGCCAUUGCAAAAAAUUGUCAAUUUUUACGAUGGAAAAGUAAAUUAUAUUUUGUUGAUUUUCUUCGCCGUUUUUCUUGCAAAAGACGUAACAAUGGUAUGCACAUUAAUUUCAUGUUAUAAAUUUUAAACUGUAGUAUUAAUAAGUCAUGUUGUUAGAUUCAUAAAAGUUUAAACAACGCUUGAAAAUUAUGCUGCUGCCUUGCUGGCAACCUGGCAAGCCUUGGGUAGUUGGGUUCGCCCUUUUGGGUUGGUGUUUCACUGUUUGGGAAGCUUAAAAAUAACGAAAAAACUAACCUUUGUACUCUACUACUGUUUAAAAGAUAACUGUGCUUGCAGUAUAAAAUUAAAAAAUGAUAUAAGUUUUUUAUUUUUUUUAUAAAUUGUGUUUUUAUAUUUUUUUUGUUCAAUUUAGAAUAAAGGAACAACGAUUAAGGAUGCUUUAUCGAAAUGGGUAGGUUUAUAAUUGUUCACAUACAUAUUUAUUAUAGAGUGCUUUACAUAAAAUUAUAUCUGUUAUACAGUAUUUUACAUAAUAUCAACUGUCAAGUUUCUAAGACUAAAUUUUAUGGGUACACCCCUGUGUCUUCUGCCCCUCCCCCCAUCACCCACUGUAGAAAUUGGGCACGCUGUUUUGAUGUUCUCUAUAUAUGUACUAUCACCAAAUCUUUAAUUACUAUCCAAAGAUCAGAUAUGAUACUUAUGCACCUAUCAAUGUUCAUGAUACUUCAUCCCGAGAGGGCAAUGGGCAUCCCGAGAGGACAAUUUUAAAAAAAUUGGUCAAAAUCCACACCCUAAGCAUUGUGUUUGCUGACUAAAACAUUUUUUGAAAAUAUCCGCACUGUGUGACAAUCUUGAGACUUCUAAAUGCCCAUUGGACUCUGAAGUCUGUAAAAUUCCCACUGAUUAACAUUGAUAGGUGCAUUACAUGAUCAGUGUAUUAUUCGUUUGAUUUGUUAAUUAUCCAAUAGGAAGAGAAGAAUGGGAAGAAAGCGUCAGAAUCACCUGAAAUAUUGCUGUUUGCUCAGUAUCCUCCUAUAGAGAAAAUGGACGCCUCGUUAUCCACAUUGGCUAAUUGCGAGUAUGUACACCUUAACCCAUGUUUUAACAUUUAAGUGGCAAUGAAUGUGGCCGGAUGUGCCCUAGACGAUUUUACUUGUCAAGGGGAGAGUGCCGCCACUCGAAGGGGUAACGCUUUCAGUGGCAAUGCGCCCAGAUGCGCCCUACAUUAUUAUUUUACUCUGUCUAACGCCAGACUAUUUAAUCCCAAUGGGCACCUGACCUUUAUAUUUAUUUCUGUACUGCCAAUUACUAAACAAGAGAUUAUUCCCAUUUUAUAGAAAGUUGUCUCUUUCGACAAACUGUAUUGAGAAAAUUGCCAAUCUCAACGGAUUAAGUAUGUACAAUGUGUUUUAAGAUGUGAUUAUGUUAUAUUCAAAAUAAUUUAUCUCCUUUUAUUUUGUAGAAAACUUGAAAAUCUUAUCUUUGGGAAGAAACAAUAUCAAAAACUUAAAUGGCUUGGUAAAUACAUAUUUUAUUGUGAUAAGUAUUUAAAAACAACAUCUAGUUUAUUGCAGCCAGGAUUUUCAGGCUGAAACUUCUUAGACUUGAGGAUUUACAAGCUGACACUCCUUAGACUUGAGGAUUUUCAGGCUGAAACUGCUUAGACUUGAGGAUUUACAAGCUGAAACUUCUUAGACUUGAGGAUUUUCAGGCUGAAACUGCUUAGACUUGAGGAUUUUCAGGCUGAAACUGCGAGUAUUUUCUCGAGAUUGUUUUAGGGUGGUGUCCAGUUGGACUUAGUUCUCUAGUGGGGUGUGCAUGCACCCCUGUGCCCCAUGGUAGAACCAGCCCUGAUUACAGCAUGUUUUCUCGAUAGGAAGCAGUUGCAGAUACGUUGCAAGAACUAUGGAUAUCAUACAAUAAUAUUGAAAAGCUCAAAGGGAUUGGUGUUCUGAAGAAGUUAAAGGUAGAUUGAUUGAUGGAGUGACCAACUGAUUGACUACAUCAAAUGAGCCAGAAAUAACAGAUUACAAAUGUUUUUCUAGGUUCUUUAUAUGUCCAACAAUCAAGUCAAGUCAUUUGACGAAUUUCAGAAAUUGGUAAAUUAUUAUUUAAAAACUUCAUUUCUUCAAAUUAUAAAAAUAGGUGCAUUGUAGUGUACAAGUCACAUGACUAAUAUACAACCAAUCACAAGAAAGGUUUUUAUCUCUUUUUCAAAUGCUAAACAUUCCACACAGAAUUAACAGGCAUGGCAUUUUAUUCUCUAAAUUGUAAAAAUAGGCACACAUAGUGUACAAGUCACGUUGAAAUAUUUUAUUGUUUGACUCCCAGGCUGAUCUACCACAACUGCAAGAAUUGCUGCUUGUUGGUAAGUGAAAAUGAUUUAUAAGAGCUUUCAGAAUUAUUCUCAGUAGAUGGCUGUGUGGAUAAAGUAGUGGGGGGCUGUCUAUGGAGUCUGAAAAUCAUCCAAAUUAACCAGUGUAUAUUGAUUAGAUAGCAACACAACUGAGCUUUGGAACCAAAGUAUAAUGUAUCACUACUUUCAUUCUUCAACAAGAUGAUGACUUCAAGACUUCAUAACUUGAAAUUGCCUCAGCCACAACCAAGCUGACAACAUACUAUGAUACCAACAUGCAAUCUUAAUAAAAAUUCAAAACUUUUGGACAUAUAACAGUUAAAAAAAAAAGAAGUUAAUUUUGUAAAUAUCAUGUUAAAACUUGUUAAUUUAAUAAAUAUUUCUCUUUAAAAAAAAAAAAAACUUCAAGACUUACUGCAGUAUGAUGGGAAAUAACUAAAUCAGUUUCACGAAAUAGUACGUCGUUUUCAAAAGUAUCCAGGCUAUAAAGUAGACCAGGUUGAUGAAAAAUAACUUUGUUUGAAAGCUCAGAGUGGAGGAAGGAGAGCAGUAAUGAUAUUUCAAGUUCUAAACAAAGUACCCGACGGUGAACCUCGUGGCAUCCGCGCUAGCUCCUGUGGCCGCGAGCUUAUGUUGAAAGCCCUGGUCGUUGUCUUUUCUUAUACAGUGAUCAUUGUAGUUAGUUUCCUUCUCUUCCAUUCGUUCAAUUUUAAACCAGGGAAUCCACUUGAGGAGAAAAUGUCAGCAGAGGGAACGUGGCAUUCGGAAGUUACAAGAAGAUUGCCAAAUCUUAGAAAGCUUGACGGUAAGUUUAGAACGGUUUUAGCAGUGUUACUACAGAAAGAAACUAGAGUACCUAUAAUCUGUGAACCCAGAUGUAAUUUCCCAUGCUCAUAGGAUACCUGCCAACCUCGUCCCCAGGGCCAUCCGCGCGAAAUUUGGGAGGCGCGAGAUGGCCCUGGGGACGAGGUUGGGUACCUGCAAGAAGCCUUCGAAAUUAUUGCAAUCUGAGAGCUCGGUAGCCUGUGCACAUCCUGUAUUACCCUGUGCACAGGCUAAGAGCUCGGCUACUGUUUGCUGACCUCGUGAUGAAUAAAGUAUACAUUUACUAAUGUUUCGGUGGCAUAUUUAUUUAGAUCGGGUAUCUCUCCGAGCGGCCAAAUAGAAACGAAUCGUUGCACACACUUUAAUGCUUGGGCCUUUGGGCCUGCACUAUUAACAACAAGGAAAAAAACAGCAAUUCUCUUAUAUAAAUUUUUGGUCGGAUAGUUACUGAAUCGGAUGCAAAACACCAAAUAAUAUUGCUCAAGAUCUAGUCUAAGUCUUUCACGCUCGUGAUAUAGAUUACUCUAUAAAAUGUUGAUUGUGUCACCCAACAGCGUCAAAAAUUUCAAAACAAAAUCGCUCGGCAGCAGUUUCUUUCAUUUUGUCGCCAAUUUCUGGUAAUGUUUUGCUGCAACCUGCAAUACAAUUCCGAUACAGAUCCAUGCUAUUUAAAAAUCAGUCACACACUUUACUAGUAAUAUAACAUACUCUCUAAGGAAUGAAAAAAUGACAAAUGUCCACAGAGUAAACAGUGAAUCAUACUGACUCGCAAUUUCCAGUGCAUGACCAAUUUUUAGCUAACAUGACUUCAUGUCAGAAAUUGCCGCGUUGCAACAAAAAUUGCCUCGUGUUGCUGUAUAACUUUACAUUUAAUAGAACGACGAAAUAUAAAACAAUGCAUUUUGUUGAAGGUAUAACUAUUGUGAAAGAAGAAGGGGAUGAUGAGGAAGAAGAAGGCUGAGACAAAAACUUAAGUAUUUGCAUGUGUAUAUAAUUUAUUUGUACAUUUUCAUCGACCAGGCAGCGAGGAACGCGGUGCCUGGUUAGUAAUAUAUUUUGGGGUUUUAAAAGCUCGCUUGUUUUUAUUGCAUUAUAGAAAUUAUUUGUGUAGACGUGAUAGAAACAGAACUCUGUUUUAUGUAUAACUUAAUGUCCCUGGAUAAAUUGCUGGUUAAUUUAACUAUACAGUUCUGAGGCCAGUUGUACGAAGGCCGGAUAGCCCUAUCCACCGGAUAGUGAUUUUUUCAAGCUUUGUUAAAUCAGUCGUUGAUUGGUAUAACUCGUAUUAAAGUUUAGUAUUUAUAAGUUAAAUGUUUUUUAUACUUCUUGUGUCCUCUAUAUCCGUAGUUUCACAGUUUUUCAAGCAUUUUUACAAAGGUUGGAAAAAUCACUAUCCGUUGGGUAACGCUAUCCAACCUUCGUACAACCGGUCCCUGGCUAAUUUGGACGCUAUAUCGUGGCUAAUUUAUAGCCAGGAUUCCUAUAGUUAAUUUAACCAGGCUAUAUGUAAUCAAGUUGAUCGAUUUAACCAGGCAAUAUUUUUAUUUAAUUCUUUAAAAAUUCGUCUGAUAUCUGAACGUCUCUCUUUGUGCUGCUAACAUGGAAUACUUCUGCGAAAACUAAAUAAUUUAUAAAUACAUGUACUGUAAUUUAACACAAGUGGAAAUAAAUGAAUCAAAAGUAAAUAGAAAUAAAGAAGUAAACGUUUUUCCUUUAAGGCCUAUUACAUUUCAUAACUUUUGCCUAAAACUGUUGCAUGUAACCUGUUUACAACUUGAGUUGUAUUGUGUAAAUCAAGCACAUAACUCGCCUAAGUUGUUGUAGACGAGUUGUCUGCUUGAUUUACACAGUACAACUCAAGUUGUAAGCAGGUUCCACGCGACAGUUUUAGACAAACGUUGUGUAGUGUGAAUCGCCUUUUCUUUCUAAACAUAACUUUACGAUGUGUUCAUAUUACAUCGCGCUGUAGACGUUUUAACG